Messenger RNA from Pseudophryne corroboree (corroboree frog), 1402 nucleotides. RefSeq names its product adipocyte plasma membrane-associated protein-like. Gene Ontology annotation, biological process: biosynthetic process. The transcript has 9 exons. Gene Ontology annotation, cellular component: endomembrane system. The record is from RefSeq and is a predicted model, not a curated record. NCBI's taxonomy places the organism in Eukaryota, Metazoa, Chordata, Amphibia, Anura, Myobatrachidae. The coding region runs from base 111 to 1253 and encodes 380 amino acids. Gene Ontology annotation, molecular function: strictosidine synthase activity; hydrolase activity.
UCCUCCUCCGUUAUCCCAGUGCUCACCCCGGAUAGGCAUUGUGUAGCAGCCGGCCAUUUACCUCGGACUGGAGGACAGAGAAUAUCACACAUCCCCCAGCUCAUCACACCAUGUAUAUUAAAUGUGGUUUUUCUGCGGCUCUGCUUGCUGCUGCUGUUGGAAUAUACCUGUUGCCAUCACCAAUUGAUCCAGAACCAUUCAUGUUUGACAAACCACCACCACUAACUGGACCUCUGACUGUAAAUAGAAAGCUCCAAGAAGGAAAAAGACUCUUUUAUGGACAUCUGAAAGGCCCGGAGUCAUUUACUAGUGAUCAUGAAGGAAACCUUUAUACUGGCACUGUGGACGGAAAGCUGUGGAUGAUUCGUGGAGAACAAUUGAACCUAAUAACCCAGAUGGGGAAGAAUGUGUCUGGAUGUGGCACCCCUGAAUAUGAACCCGUCUGUGGGCGUCCACAUGGGGUACGAGUGGACUGUGAUGGAUAUCUAAUUGUGGUAGAUUCGUAUUUUGGAUUGUACAAAGUUGACCCACAGUCUGGAGAGAAGCAGCUUCUGAUCUCAAACAAUGAAGGAGUGGAUGGAAUUCCUUUCCGGUUCUUAAAUGGACUUGAGCUGUCCCGAAAUGGCACAAUCUUUUUUACAGACUCAAGCAGUAAAUGGGGUAGACAGCAUCACAGAUAUGAGGUAUUGGAGGCCAAUCACAAAGGACGGCUAAUACAGUACGAUCCAGGGAGGAAAGAAGCAAAGAGCUUGCUGAGCGACCUCUACAUGGCUAAUGGGCUAGCCUUAUCACCGGAGGAGGAUUACAUAUUGAUAGCAGAGACCAGCAUGUCCAGAAUACUACGCUAUUGGCUAGCUGGCAGUAAAGCAGGAGAGAAAGAAGUGUUUGUGGACAAUUUGCCAGGCUAUCCAGAUAACAUUAGAGCCUCAACCACUGGCAAAUACAGAAUUGGGAUAUCCACCACACGCUUUCCUGGCUUCUUCCCUCCAUUCCUGGACGCCAUUGCACCUUACCCUGCACUGAAGAGAUUUAUUGUCAAGAUUACCCCACUUGCGGCAUACAGCUUAUUGCUGAGGAAGUAUGGACUGUUCCUGGAGGUGAACCUACAUGGAGAAAUAGUGGACAGUUACCAUGACCCUGAUGGAAUUGUGACAUGGGCCAUCAGCGAUGUCUAUGAACACCAAGGAAAACUGUAUUUGGGCAACACAGAUUUGCCUUUCCUUGUCGUUUUACCAAAAAACAGUAAAUUAUAAUGGAACCUGUAUUGUGGCUGUUAGGCAAUUACCAUUUCUGUUCUGAACAGAGGUUUGCUGUAUGUAACAUGUGGGUUACGGUCUUUUUAGGUGUAGUUUGUGGCCUAUAAUGCACACUUUUUAUUUUUGUAAUAAAAUUUUAAACUUGU